This is a messenger RNA of Botrytis porri, 348 nucleotides long. RefSeq lists its product as uncharacterized. The coding region runs from base 1 to 348 and encodes 115 amino acids. NCBI's taxonomy places the organism in Eukaryota, Fungi, Ascomycota, Leotiomycetes, Helotiales, Sclerotiniaceae. The record is from RefSeq and is a predicted model, not a curated record. The transcript has a single exon.
AUGUUGAAAUCACUUAAAGUCCUGCCCAUCCUAAUCAGAUUCACCCUAUGUAUCCUCAUCCUCAAUGAAAAAAAUUCUCACGGCGGAGCAGCCCAACAAUCAUCUGGCGUGAGCUAUGAUGUGGCUGCCAGCAAUGUCGCACAGAUAGCAGGUGGACAUCAGACCUCUCAUUCGUCCAGAAGUGCAUCUAUCAAGGGUAUUUUCUUAUGUGACGCACGUCUUUCCCCUCCCCAAAUGCUGGUGUACCCAAAGAAAGAAGAGCUUGGUCUUUCUCUCAAAGGACUAGGACGAGUACGGAGUAAGCUUGCAUUGUAUCUAAAAAGUGGUGUUGCUUUGCCAAUCCAAUAA